UAUUUCAAAGGGUUUUUGACACAGUUGUCUAAUUUUAUUUUGUCUUCUUAAUCGCUCUUCCUCAUUUAAUACAAUAACUGAAUAUAGUCCCUUCAAUUAUUUUCUAAAAUGGGAAUAAUUUUUGUCUUCAAUAUUGGCAGCAGGAACAAGAGCUGACAUCCGUUAUUAAAUACAGAAAAGAAUCAUUUUUCCUAAAAUUGAAUCUGUGAAAGUCAAAUGAAAAGUGUAUAUUUGUGAAGAGAUGGCUACCGUGGAAGAAUCCACUACUGUGAAAAGUCCUGCUUUAGAGGAAGUCUUAAGAGCGCAGAAUGAGAACGUAUCAGACGUAGAGAGCGAGCUCAUGAUUGUUGAUGAAGAAAGAAAGUGGGAUUUGUAUGAUGAAUCUGCAGUAGAGAAAGACAGCUUGACAGAAGAUAGACCCACAUUCAACAAAGCAGUAAAACUGCUCAAAAUCCUCGUGUACCUCGCUACAUUCGGCAUCAUUUUGGCUUGUGCUGUUCUCUCCAAAGCAACGCUUCUUUUCAUGACUUCAGUAAUUCACGAAAAAAACACGUUCUCUCCGUGCAAUAUCUCAGGUUUGGAAAGGGACCAAAAAUAUGUCGUUCAACUUUCUAAAGAAGAAAGAUAUUCUUGGAUGUGGUGUCUUUUAUUCAUUUUCUUUGUCCCCGAAAUAUUGACGUUUAUUCGAUCGGCUAGAUUAUGCAUAUUUAAAAAAUACCAAAAGCCAAAACUCCCGUCUUUCAUAUUGGUCUUUGUCGUCGAAACUUUGCAUAUCGUUGGACUUACUAUCAUGGUAUUCGUUGUUUUUCCCCAAAUAAAUUCAAUAGUAGCAUUGGCUCUGACAAAUGCAGUGUGCAUUGUUCCAUCCUUUCUAAACGUGUACGCUAGCUGGAAUUCCCAAAACACUGUACAAGCCUGGAUGAACAAUAUAUUGUGUUUAUUCGUUAUAGUAGGCCAGAUUAUAAUUAUCAUAUGGGCCUCUAUGUAUGGACAUGAGGCAAUUUCGCAUGAAUUCGAUACCAACUCUCACUCCGCCACUAUUUUAAUGUCUUGUGCAACAGUCGCCGCCAUUUUAAUAUCUUGUGCAUGGUGGGAAAACUUCGUGAACAUCAAUUCGCCACACAUUUUGCAAACUUUCAAGAAUGACAUUGAAAGAAGCAGAAAUUUCAUUUACAUAUUUAUUUCAUCGUGGAAAAUAAUUUUAGUUUACUUUGCUGUUCUGAUUUGUUUAAGUCUCUCGUCCAACAGCGACGAGGUGAGAAUAUUCCUCAAAACCUUUCCUAACUGCUUCAAGCGGCAUAACUUAACCAUGAUAUGGCCUAAUAUAGAUGAUACUGUGAUUAUAUCAGACACUUUGAAGCCUCCUAAGACCCUUACGUUUUUUAAUGACCAUACUGAACCAUAUUUGCCAUUGAUAAUAGCUGCAAUUCACAUGACGGCUUCAUUUUUGUGUUAUUCUUGCGGCAAGUUUGUUUGCAAGAUCUGUAUACAAGGUUUCAGUUAUGCUCUUCCCGUCCUGUUAACUGUGCCCGUGACAAUGAGUUUUUUGAACAGCGCGUGCGAACAUGAGUGUGGCUACAAAAGAUUGACGAAGACGUACCAUUACUGGAAUUGUCCGGAGGAUCAAUCGGGAUUUUCAAUGGAAACUAGAAUUUUUUGGAUUUUGUGGUUGUUGUCUCAAGUAUUGGUCACAAUUCAUCUCUGGAACCCUCAAAAUGAAAGAAUGGCUUCGACAAACAAAUUAUUUGUAAAUCCAUUGUAUUGCUCAGCACUCAUUGAUCAAUCUCUGGCUUUAAACAGACGGAGGAAUGAAAAGGUGGAACCGGACGGCCAUGCCCGGUUGGACAGCAAUGCGUCCGAAAUGGACGGGAGUGAUGUCCCUCGAAUUUUUGCUUGCGCAACUAUGUGGCAUGAGACCCCGGAUGAGAUGGAACAGCUCCUCAAGUCCAUCAUGAGAAUGGAUGUUCACCAAUGCUCUCAGAAAACUAUCCAAGAUGGAUUGGUAAUUCGAAAUCCAGAUUACUACGAAAUUGAAACUCAUAUAUUUUUCGAUGAUGCUUUCGUUGUGAGUGAUGAUGACGACGACAAAAUGACCAUCAACAGCUUUGUAAAAGAUUUUAUUGCAGCAGUUGAUACGGCUGCAAGCAAAGUUUAUAGCAAGAAAUGCCAGCAGCCUGACCCUCCCAUCAAAGUUCCGACACCAUACGGAGGGCGUCUCAUCUGGCGCUUGCUAGGAGACAAUGCUCUCGUCGUCCACCUGAAGAACAAAGAACUCAUAAGGCACAAGAAGCGAUGGAGUCAGGUGAUGUACAUGUAUUACCUCCUUGGUUAUCGUCUGGAGAGUAGUAUGGCCUAUGGAAAAUCAUCCGCUGAUCUCCUCAAAAACACAUUCAUCUUGGCAUUGGACGGAGACAUCGAUUUCAAGCCCAAUGCAGUUCAGCUGCUGGUUGACCUGAUGAACAGGAACAAGAAUUUGGGGGCUGCUUGUGGAAGGAUACAUCCCGUCGGAACAGGUUUUAUGGUUUAUUAUCAGAAGUUUGAAUACGCGAUAGGGCACUGGCUACAAAAGGCGACCGAACACAUGAUCGGCUGCGUUCUCUGCAGUCCCGGAUGUUUCUCACUUUUUCGGGCCGAAGCUCUUAUGAAGAACAAUACCAUUCGAACGUACGCCUCUAAAUCAAAAGAGGCCAUUGAAUAUGUACAGUUUGAUCAAGGUGAAGAUAGAUGGUUGUGCACGUUGCUUCUGCAAAGGGGCUAUCGGGUGGAAUACAGUGCCGCCUCUGACGCCUACACACAUUGCCCAGAAACAUUUGGCGAAUUUUACACUCAACGAAGACGAUGGGCGCCAUCCACCAUGGCGAACAUCAUGGACUUGCUCAUCAAUUACAAGAAGACAAUCAAGUGCAACGAUAACAUAUCUCGCCUUUACAUCGCCUACCAAGUUCUACUUAUGAUAGGAACUAUUUUGGGACCAGGGACAAUAUUUCUAAUGCUGGUUGGAGCAAUGGUGUCUGCUUUUCAAAUAUCUAAUUGGCAGUCCUUCAUCGCCAACUUGGUGCCCAUCAUUUUCUUCAUAUUGAUUUGCUUCUAUGCCAAAAACGAUACACAAAUUCUCAUAGCUGAAAUAUUCAGCGCUCUUUAUGCCCUCCUGAUGAUGGCCGUCCUUGUUGGAAUCUCUCUUCAAGUGGUGACGGACGGAAUCACUUCGCCAGGGGCCAUUUUCAUACUGUCGAUGACGGCCAGUUUCAUAGUGGCGGCCCUGGCUCAUCCUCAAGAAUUCUGGUGCGUGGUACACGGACUCAUCUAUUUCUUGAGCGUCCCAUCCAUGUAUCUUCUGCUGGCUCUGUAUUCUUUCAUCAACCUUCACGUGGUCUCUUGGGGGACUAGAGAAGUGCAGACAAAGAAAACGAGAAAACAGCUGGAAGCAGAGAAACUGCAAGCCCAAGCAGCUGUUACCCAACAGGUAUCAAAGAAGAGCGGUAUACUAGAUUGGAUGCCCUUCCUGGGUAGCAAUGCAGAAGAAGAAGGUAGCAUUUCAUUCGGAUUCGCCAACCUGUUUCGCUGCAUGUGCUGUACGUACCCUAAGCCCGAUCCCUCUGCUCUGCAGAUGAUCAAGUUGGAAGGUUAUCUCAAGGACAUCAGCAAUAACAUCCAGAGCAUGCAAAAACAAUUAGAUUCUACAAAUCAGCGCUUUUCGGGAUUCAGAAGAAGAUCCAUUUUAAAUGUACAGCAAAAGGAUCUAAAUGCAGUUCCAGAGGAUGGAAAUGUAGAAGAAGAUGACGCAUAUGAAGAAGAAUCAAAUGACGAUCCCGAAGAACACACAUACAAUCAGCCAGAUAACAACGACCAUUGGCUAUCUGAUUCUUCCCUCAAGAAAAGCCACACUAAACAACUUUCUGAUGAAGAAAAGGUAUUCUGGAACGAGCUCAUAGAUCGCUAUCUCUAUCCCCUCAUAGACAACCCAGAAGAGAAAGCAAAAGUCUCCAGACAGCUCAUAGAGCUUCGAAACAAAGUCGUCUUUGGAGUGCUGAUGCUCAACUCUCUGUUCAUCCUCAUUGUAUUCCUGCUUCAAAUGCAGAAAGAGACGCUGCACGUAGAGUGGCCGCUGAAUGGAAAAGCUAACAUCACCUAUAUCGCAAUCAACACAGAAAUCAAAAUAGAAAUGACGUAUCUUCAAUUAGAGCCUAUUAAUCUUGUCCUUGUAUUCUUUUUCACUCUCAUCCUGGUCAUACAGUUCAUCGCCAUGCUGUUCCACAGACUGGAGACACUGUCCCACAUACUGGCAUCGACAACUCUCGUCGAUCAGAAUGAUAAAGACACCAAUGAAAUCAACUUCUCGAAAUUGACAGAUCUACUGCAAAAACAAGGUCUCAAGGACGAUGACGAUGAGGAUGAAGUUGAUGGAGAUAUGCCGGACCAAACGAUAAUGAAUGCACCGAUGAGAGAAAAAAGGGGAACGAUGAUUCCAAAUGGUUUUGCUGAACACAUUUCUUUGUUAGGAUCAGGAAUAAGAGAGAGGCCAAAGUUUCGAUCCCUCAGUAUUGCUCUGGAGAAAGACCUGCAAAAAAUACUUGACAAAGAUCCAAAAUUCAAUUCAAAAGUGAGAAGAAUGAGUAGAAAUCCUGAUGCAUUGGAUGCACUCAAGAGACGAACUUCCAUGUACAACACAAGAUCACCAACGCCUCGCAGCACCAUACUGGCUGGAAUCGAAGACUUGGAUAAUGCGUUCGGAACACCAAUCGUUUCUGCUAGACACUCCAUGUACAAUCCUUCCUUUGACACUGAAAGUGUCAACAGUAUUCAGAUGGUGGAUUUCGGUGCAAACCAAACAUCUGUCGCAGGAACUAGUUUUGCAAAAAGAGAUGCGAGGAACUCGAGUUUGAGGAGGAAACUGGACCAGAUAAAAGAAGAUAUCGGCAAACCGGAAGAGGUGUGAUAUCUGAGUGGAAAUUUCAUAAAAAUAUUAUGAAGGGACUAGAGAAAGUGAGAGCGAUAUGAUGUAAUUGAAUGAACUGAGAUUAGUUAUAUCGAUUUUUCUCAACAAAGGAAUUUUUAUUUAAUUAAAUUAUUGAGAACUACCUUUUCUAUUUCAUUAUUUUAUUUUGUGUAUUCUGACAAUAUCUUUUAAUAAAGCUAUA
This is a messenger RNA of Argiope bruennichi, 5138 nucleotides long. RefSeq names its product chitin synthase chs-2-like. The transcript is spliced from 19 exons. Gene Ontology annotation, molecular function: chitin synthase activity. Gene Ontology annotation, cellular component: cell periphery; cell septum. Bases 242 to 4936 code for a protein of 1564 amino acids. Lineage: Eukaryota; Metazoa; Arthropoda; Arachnida; Araneae; Araneidae. The record is from RefSeq and is a predicted model, not a curated record.